Molecule: messenger RNA, 958 nt
Organism: Alosa alosa (allis shad)
Lineage: Eukaryota; Metazoa; Chordata; Actinopteri; Clupeiformes; Clupeidae
Product: tumor necrosis factor ligand superfamily member 14-like
Exons: 4
Coding region: 257-958 (233 amino acids)
Biological process (GO): immune response
Cellular component (GO): membrane
Molecular function (GO): tumor necrosis factor receptor binding
Source: RefSeq, a predicted model, not a curated record
CUUCCUCUUGCUGCCUCUGAAGGGUCUCAUAUGGCGUCAUCACUCAACUAAAGAAGAACUAGAAGAUCUGUAGCGGUUCUUUUUUUCUUUCGAAAAGGUAAUACACAAGAUGUUCGUUGAGGUCCUUGAAUCUUGAGAAGGACAAUGUUUAGGUAACCUCAGAGUGAAUCUUUAAUCGAGUUUAUUGGGCUGUUAGUUAGAUCGAGACAUUGCGUGACAGUGCUUUCAGCAGGAGAUUUUUUGGCGUUCAGUCACCAUGGCAGACCUUGGCUGUGCUUAUCCCCCUCCUGCCAUGGUGGGCACCUACACUUCGCAUCCUCCCUUACCGCCCAGAACGCGGCCUCUGAAGACGAGGAGUAUGGCGCGGCCUGUGCUGGUUGCACUGCUGAUUCUGGCUCUGGGCGGCAUGGCGGUGGAGGCCUGCUUCAUCUACGACCUGUACCAAAAGGUGGACCCGAGUGCAAAAGGAGACGCACCACAGGGUCAUGAAAAGCAAAUUCAAGUCAACAUGAGUUCAGAUCCCAUGAAGAAACCCUCAAAACCAAUGGCACAUCUGAUUGGUGCAAGUAAACCUCGCAAAGAUGGAAUCAUCCUUUGGGAAGUGGAGGAUCGCAUGGAUGUAACCAUCAUGCACAAAAUUAAAUACGACAAUGGGAAAAUCAUUAUUCAGAAAGAGGGCUAUUACGCUAUUUACUCCAAGAUGUAUUUUAAAGAGACACAACAACGCCUGAUCCUACAUGAGGUUGUCAAGACCACACCACGCUACCCAAAAGAAAUAGUUCUCCUACGGUCAAAAAGAUUCCCUCCCAAAGAUACACAUGCAGGUCAUACAAAUAGCUACUUGGGAGGAGUGUUCCAUUUGUUUGAAAAAGAAGCUAUCUUUGUCAAGGUGAAUAAUCGCACGGAGGUCACACUUCUCCAACCAGCAGACAACUACUUUGGCGCUUAUAUGGUGUAG